CCUAUGCCGCCAUACUAUUCGACCUGGCGUCUGCCUUUGCUGCGAGACUGGGGUCAUAACAUGGCGGAGAGCAUAGUAACAGACAAGAGUGGCAACACCCUGACAAUGCUGGAUGUUGACGGGGUGUGGUAUCCCGACCCACUCUGUGCGGAGACGGUGAGAAAUAUCCCAAAUGUCACUCUCCGUGAUGACGACAUAAUUCUGUACGGAUAUCCCAGGUCAGGUCACCACUGGCUGUUUGAGAUCGUCAACAUGCUGGUGUCUGGCAGUGCCGACAACGUGCCCUUCACCCUGGAGAGCGGUGUUCUGGAAGUCGUACCCGACGCAGACCUCCAAUGUCUUCCCUCCCCGAGAAUACUCACAAGCCACGUCCAGCGUCAGCUCAUGCCCAAAGACCUGAAACAUCGGAACGUGAAGACGGUGUACAUCAUUCGUGACCCCAAGGACGUGGCAGUGUCCUGGUUCUAUUACUACAGAGCCUUUCCAAACAAUACCUAUAAGGGUUCUUGGGAUGAUUGGCUGCAUCUGUUCAUGAGUGAGAAAUUUAUGUGGAGUACGUGGUUUGAUCACAUUCGCUCAUAUGAAAAAGAAUGCGAAACCAUAGAUCCACGCUUUCUGCACAUUGUAUUUUACGAAGAUCUUAAAAAGGAUCCACAUGAAGAAGUACGAAAACUGGCAACAUUCCUGGAUAAACGCGUUACGAAAGAUUUUAUUGAUCAAGUUGUUCAUAAGUCUACAUUCAGUAGAAUGAAGAGUGAAAAGGAUAAGAUAACAGACAAAUGGAAUGAAAAUCUUGCCCAAUAUAGAAAAGGUGCUGUGGGAGACUGGAAGAAUAUGUUCACGCCCGUACAGAAGGCAAAGUUUGACGAUAUCUACCGGAAGAGAAUGGAAGGUUCUAGUUUCCAACAGCGUUAUGAAAGUUCCUGACUUUGUGUAGAUGGAAUCCAGGGCGAUCCCGUACAGUACUGACAUGUACACAUUUGUUACACCGACAAAAAUAGGAUCGACAAAUCCAAUAUUUGAAGAAGAUCGAAGAUAUGUAUCAUUGCACCUUUCUGUGACCAUCCCUAAAAGAUACUCGAAAUAAUAAAAUAAAUAUGUAACUCGGCCAUCAGUCCAACAAAGUAUCAAGAUUUAAAAUCUGUUAUGUUUUAUUUCAAAUAAACCAGAAACGUACUUCACAUUAAGCAUGUGAAUACAUUUGUAAAAUGACACUGUACUCUACUGUAUGCAGUUCUUGUAUUUGGGCCUAAGAUCUUUCAUAUAAUGAACAUUUGAAUGUGAA
Messenger RNA from Haliotis rufescens (red abalone), 1285 nucleotides. Its product is annotated as sulfotransferase 1C2-like. Gene Ontology annotation, cellular component: cytoplasm. Gene Ontology annotation, biological process: sulfation. Lineage: Eukaryota; Metazoa; Mollusca; Gastropoda; Lepetellida; Haliotidae. Gene Ontology annotation, molecular function: sulfotransferase activity. The transcript is spliced from 5 exons. The coding region runs from base 4 to 927 and encodes 307 amino acids. The record is from RefSeq and is a predicted model, not a curated record.